GAAGUCUAGGUGCGGGUCAAAGGGGGUGUGGUCUCCUAAGCUAAUGGCGGGGUUCUUUCUUGGGUCGGGCCGAAUCUUGCGGAUUCCGGGUGGUCAGCUUUGGCUUCUCUUGCCUCGCAGUUUUGGGGGUUGGGUCCCAGCAGAUGGGACCGGGAGGGUCUUAGUGAGGCAGGUCUGUGCGCGGCGAGAGAACGGGUGUCGGGCCUUGGGGCUCUCAGGCAGCUUCCUGGGAUGCCGGCUGCUGAGCACCGCCAUACCGCCACCUCCGGGGACGUCUGGACGCGAAGGGAAGGGCCCCAGAGACCCCACGCGCCCCUCGCAGCCUGGGCCUGUUUCCUGGAAGUCUUUAGCAGUCACAUUUGCAAUUGGAGGAGCUUUACUGGCAGGGAUGAAGUACUUCAAGAAAGAGAAGAUGGAGAAGCUAGAGAAGGAACGGCAGCGAAGCAUUGGAAAGCCUCUGCUUGGGGGACCGUUUUCCCUCACAACUCACACUGGAGAGCCAAAAACUGAUAAGGACUACCUGGGUCAGUGGGUGCUCAUUUAUUUUGGUUUCACUCACUGCCCUGAUAUUUGUCCAGAAGAACUAGAAAAAAUGAUUCAAGUCGUGGAUGAAAUAGAUAAUAUUCCAACUCUGCCAAAUUUAACGCCACUUUUCAUCACUAUUGACCCAGAGAGGGACACAAAGGAAGCCAUUGCAAAUUAUGUGAAAGAAUUUUCUCCCAAACUGGUUGGCUUGACUGGCACAAAAGAAGAGAUUGAUCAAGUAGCCAGAGCAUACCGAGUAUAUUAUAGCCCAGGCCCCAGGGACGAAGAUGAGGACUACAUAGUGGAUCAUACCAUCAUAAUGUACUUGAUUGGACCAGAUGGUGAAUUUCUAGAUUAUUUUGGCCAGAACAAAAGGAAUGGAGAAAUAGCAGGUUCAAUUGCUGUGCAUAUGAGGGAGCACAGGAAAAAGAGCUAGCUGAAGCAGCGUUGCCAGUUCAGUGUUCUUCUACUAAACAAGAAGGAAGCUUUGUCUCCCACAGGAGACAACAUAUACAUAUGCUUAUAUAUGCAACCUACAGAAUGGCCUUCAUACCAUGAGAACAUCUGUAUUUUGAAUAGGGCACACUGCCCUUGGGAUCAGCCAGAACUGAUUCUUGGAACUGUGAAGAUUACAACCAAAAGUCUACCAAAGCCACUGCAAGACUGGAGGACCAAGUUAAUGUGAAGCCAGUGGAGUGGACCUUGGGAAAGGACACUCCAAGAGAGGCACAGCCCGUGCGUUUCCACAUGUGAGCAGGACCCUUGGAUCAGCAUCACUACCUCGGUGUCUUGGACCCUUGCUCAUACAAGUUGUGGGGCUGAAUUUCUAGGACUCUGAUUUCCACAGCGCUGUUGCUUCCCCUUCAAGGAAAGGUGGCUGAUAUGUUAGCCUCUCUGCUGUUCGCAGUUAAGCUUUAUGCUUGAAAGCAUGAGUCUAGACUUCCUUGUUAAGGAAUGUCACUGUCAGGCUUGCAUUGCAUUCUCCUAUCAGCAGGUGCUGAUUUGACUAAUGAAGAGGGAAUCUUUUGUUUGGGGAAAACCAUUAGAUUAUUUUCUCUAGGGAUCUUUUAUGGGAUUUUUGGCCAAAUGAUGUGCUAGGUUUUCAGUGACAUACCAAAUGGGAACGAAGGGAUACUGAUCAUAAGUGUGAUGCAGAGUACUUUUCUGUCUAUACAGGAUUGCACUGUGUGAAAAAUAAAUGUGCAGUUUUGCAACUCGGACAAGCGUGACUUUUCUCGGGGGUAAAGAAUGUGGGUGGAUGGCAGCACACAGCUCUCAGGGCGGACACCCACAGAUGGGUGGCCGGGGAGGUAGGUUCCCAGGCCCCGAGCUGGAGUCUCAGAAUCAGGUAGGAGGCAGAGACCUGUGUUCCUGACAGACAGAGAGUCUUGAUGCUGGUGGCCUGGGACUGUGCUUUGAGAAACUUGUGUGAGGAAACAAGGUUUUGGUCUGGCUGAGUGAAGACUGGAUCCAUUAUUUGGUGUGCCAGUUAAAGUGUCAUGCACACAGCCAGGAAAUGAUUGUCGAGUGAUGGAAUGACUCGACUUUUUUUCCGAAUUUCACAUGUUCCACCUACAGCUGCUGCAAGAGCAAAGUUCUCUGAAAGUUUUUCAGUGUGUCCUACCACAGCAGGUCAGACCACAGAUUCUCUUUGCAGAUCAGUUUGGCUUGUUUCAUGCACAUGUAAAACCUAACUUUUGGGUUUUAAAUGUCUUCUUAAUAUCUAGUUAAACCUACUAUAAAGACAUGUCAAAAUAUGUGAAAAAGAAAAAUCAUGAACUCUGUAGUGGUUAUGGACUGAGUUGUGUCCC
This is a messenger RNA of Phyllostomus discolor (pale spear-nosed bat), 2336 nucleotides long. It is a transcript of the gene SCO1, whose product is annotated as protein SCO1 homolog, mitochondrial. NCBI's taxonomy places the organism in Eukaryota, Metazoa, Chordata, Mammalia, Chiroptera, Phyllostomidae. The transcript is spliced from 6 exons. The coding region runs from base 44 to 961 and encodes 305 amino acids. Gene Ontology annotation, biological process: mitochondrial respiratory chain complex IV assembly. The record is from RefSeq and is a predicted model, not a curated record.